Molecule: messenger RNA, 1470 nt
Organism: Phycomyces blakesleeanus NRRL 1555(-)
Lineage: Eukaryota; Fungi; Mucoromycota; Mucoromycetes; Mucorales; Phycomycetaceae
Exons: 1
Coding region: 1-1470 (489 amino acids)
Source: RefSeq, a predicted model, not a curated record
AUGUUGACGGUACCAAAAUCGAAAUGCAAGCAAUGUCUUAAGCCCAUUCAUUCCACAAGAAAUAAAAUAGGGCUCUGUCAAGACUGUAGGAAAAUACCAACGGAGAACCCGCAAGCCUUCAGUUUUGAAGAAGGUUCUGAGCAAGCUUUAGGCACGCAAGGUCAAACUGUUAGUCAAAGAAAAAGAUCACAUCAUUUUGUACAUUCUGUGGACUGUCAACCAUUCAGCUUGGAAGUAUUUGAUCGCGAUAAACGUACAAAGCUUUCAACAACAUUUGCUUUGAUGACAAACGAUUCUGCCCUUAGUCUUACUUCUUUGAUUGAUUUCCAAAAUAAUAUCACGUCUGGUAUUUUUGACGGAAGGGUUUCUUUCUCAUCAAAUGAUACGAUCGAACCAGUGUUAAAAGACAGUGCUUGUAUCUCUGCCAAGCUCGAAAUGACUGUACGCGCCUCUACUGUUCCAAAACUCUUGCAGGAGCUAGGGCCAUAUCAAGAAAUUGAUGCGACGGUACUAGACUUACUAAACUACGAUUUCCGGCUCAGAUCUGAAUUGAUUGAAUUAAUACCACCAUUAUUCUGCGGUGCGUUGCUUCACGAUAGCAUCACUUUACUUAUUAUUACGUGCGAAGUGUACAGCCGUCACUCUUCGGUUGAUAUACACUCCGAGUCAACUGAAUUCUCUGUUCCCGGCGAAUCCUCCAGAUACAAGAAUCGCAUGUCCUGUACUACAUAUGAAAAAUCGGAUGGUGGUGCUACGAAACUGAAGCUUAUCAUUGGAACGAAGACCGUCAACCUUUUGAUUACUUGCUCUGCUGAAAUAUCAACUGAACCUAAAAUCAACAUUGGACCUGGUGUAGAGUUUGGUCAUGGUUCAAUCACGGACUCAAAUUGCAAAAUCUACUUGAUGAAAUCAAAAGUUGAAGAAUUUUUGAAAAUGUUCGAGACCUUCAAAUUAAAUCCUUUACACGUCAAUAUAUCAAAUUUGAGACAAAUUACAUCGAGUUUCAGCAAAUGCUCAUCUUAUUUACUAUGGAGAUCUACGUUGCAAGAAUUUGACAGUAGUAUCUACUCGCCGGCAACAGUGUUCACUCUUUGUGACUUACCGAACAAAGAUGGGUAUGGCGUUGGAGCAACAUCUGGUGCUAAACUUGGUUCUCAAAUAUUACAAAUACUUGCAAAAGCGAUAUUAGUCAACAAAGGUGUCAUCCAGCCCAGUGAUUUCUAUAACGUUUUAUUGGAGUAUGAGAGUAUAAUGAAACAAAAAUGCGAUGUAAAAGAGUGGUUCUCGAUCAUUAAAGUAUUGGAUGGAAUAACUGCAAGUCUAAUUUCUAGUGAAUUGAGCGUACCCUCCUUCUGCAACAACAAUGGUGGAUCAGUCAGUGAAGUCGCCAAUAAAUUAAGCAGCUCAAUUUCCACAGCGAAUAAUAUGAUUGCAAAAAAUGUCAAGAAGUUAUUACAAUUAUACCAGUAG